This is a messenger RNA of Naumovozyma dairenensis CBS 421, 2850 nucleotides long. RefSeq names its product Seg1p (gene SEG1). Bases 1 to 2850 code for a protein of 949 amino acids. The record is from RefSeq and is a predicted model, not a curated record. NCBI's taxonomy places the organism in Eukaryota, Fungi, Ascomycota, Saccharomycetes, Saccharomycetales, Saccharomycetaceae. The transcript has a single exon.
AUGUUUGGAAGAUCAUCAUGGCAACAGCCACCAGUUGCAAAGUCAAGUGCAAAUGCUGCUGCUGCCUCUGCAUUUAACUCAAUAAUGGACAGAAGAAAAAACGAAAAUGAUGUAAAUAAAGGAACUGCACCAAUCUACAAGAAACCAUCACGUUCCGCUUCUUUAAAUAAUCUUAGACGAAAUUCAAUACUAAGAAGCCCUUCCAAUAGUAGAAACAAUAGUCUCACUUCUUCACCAAGUACAAAAAUAUCAGCAACUCAAAAUAAAGAGAUAAGGAAUUCGUCACUUGAGAAAAGGGCGAAAUCUAAUUCUAUAAAAAGAUCAUCGUCAGUUAAUAUAAGAGCCUCGGGGAGCCACUCUUCUCUUCGAGCUUCAAGUUUACCUACCAGAAAACCGACAUCUGCGAACCACCAAACACCAAGAACCAGCCUGCUUAACGAUCAGAAAUCAUCAAAUGAUCUAUCAGCCGCUCAAAAUACAUUUAGGGAAUUUGGUGGGAAACAAACGAAAGGUAUAAUCCAUUCUAGCCAAAAUAAUAAUGAUAUCAAAAAUAAACCACCACAACAAACUAUAAGAAAAUAUGUUCCAACACGUAAUGGGUUAGUCGCGGUAAAUAUUCCAGUAAAUAUCGUGGAACAACAAGAUAAACAGAAUAAACAAGCUUCAAAAGUUAGUAGAGCUCGUAAUUCCAUGUCCAUUCGAAAAAAAGUGUCGCAAGAAAAUUUACAUUCUAACGUCACGAAAAGACAUUCUUCUUUGAAUAGUGUUACUCAAUUGGAUCAUUCGCUUGAAUCAGAGGGGCCAUUAAUCGAAGAGCCACUAGUUGAAGAAACAGAACAAGAACUUUCGGAUGAUAAAAACAAUAAUACCAGUAAUAAUGAUAAUAUCGAUGAUCAUUGCAUGAGUUUAGAUGAACUAUUGAAUGAAAAUAUUACAUUAGAGCAAAAAAUCAUGAUGGAAGAAAAAAAUAUAGAGAAAUUCAGGAAAAUGGGUAUGGGAAAAAAUUUAAGCAAGGAGAGUCAAAAACUCCUCAAUAGUAAUAAACAAACUGCAAAGCCUUCUAUUAGAACCGAGAUCAUGCCUGGUAAAAAUACAGUAAAGAACUCUGAUAAAGAGCGAAAAGAUAGUAUAACGAAUGAAUCACUUCAAACAGCUAUAUCUAACCAAUUUUUUACUACAAAGAAGACAACAACUGUAGAAGGUCAAACUAAUAAUAAUAUUCGUAAAGUACCAAAUAAUAAGGCAAAUAAAAACAGUCAAGAAGCUACUAAUCAAAACCCAAUAUCAAAUAACAAAAAAUCUGCGACGAAAACCAUCGAUUCAAUGAAAAAAACAACUUUCGCUUCUAACGUUAAAAAAAAUGGAUUGACUAAGACUACUAUAAACCAGCCAACCACAUCAAAGAAAGAUACUCCUAACAAACUUCGUAAUAUGGCGUAUUACUUCAGGCCUCACAAAGCUAAUGAAGAAGUUUCAACAGGAACCCAUAAAGUGCACAAACCGAAGGAAGUAUCGAGAACUGACUCAUUGUAUCCAAGUGGACAUCAACAUAGUCAAAACAUAUCAGGAAAGAAUAAUAUGAUUGAAUCUGUAUCAAAAAGGAAGAGCAAUAACAACCUCAAUGUGCCCAAACCACCAGCAAUGAAGAUUACUACCCCCAUCAAAUCUGCUUUAAAAAAGACAAAUAUUACAGAAAGUAACUCUCCAAUAUUUCCAGAUACAUCGCCAGCUAAUGGUGCAUAUCUUUCUUUAACGACUGCAGAAAAUACGAGGAAAAAUGCGUUAUUAUCAAGCCCUGAGGAUAUUGGUAGGAAACCGAGUAUUAUCGCUAGAACUCAAGUUUCAAGGCCUCCAUCUUAUAUAUAUCGCCCUAAGAAUUCACUUUCAAAUGGGAUUUCAAAUCCAUCAACAUCAACAUCAACAUCACCAUCAUCGAAAAAAGCCAAUUACACAGGAGAACUACUUCCUAAUGCUAUACCGAACAGUAAUUUAAAACUUACUAAGGCUAACUCAUCAUUGGCAGUAUAUACGGCGAAUAAGACAUCACAAAAUGAUGGCCUUCAGGGAAGUCCAAUUAAAACAAAUAGUAGGAAGUCCGUUAGGAGUAACUAUAACCCAAACUAUCACAGUUGUAAAAUGUCUAAUAGCAGUACGACUAGAAAAUCAAAUGAAGUAAAAAAACAAAUAUCUCAAAACAAUUUGAAUAAUAUAUUAUAUCCAAAGGAACCACCCGCCAAAAAAUCAAGUUUUGAGAAACUAAGGACUGUCGAUGAUUCACAUUUAGGUUUCAAAAUAAUGUCACUAAGAGAUGAAGCUAUUUUGAGCCGUCAAGAGGAUUUACAGAAUGAUAUAAGAUACCAAAAAAUGGAAGGUAAAGAUGCAAACAUUACUUCCGGAGAUCAGAAAGCUUGGAAAUCAAGAUUCCAGGAUUCUGACUCUGAUUCGGAGGAACCAUAUGACGCCAGAGGCACUCAAAAUCAUGAAUCACCGUCCUCCAGGAAUGAAAAAUCAAAACGGUUUUCAUUAUUUAAGAUUAUGAGUAAUAAUGAAGAAAAUCAUUCUUCUCAAAAUCCUAAUAAAAACUUACGAUCUAGCGGAGUUAAUUCAUCUGGGAAUGUUUCAAAGAAAUUUAGUAUGGGUAACUUGAUAAAGACAAACACCAAUGAUAGCAAUUCGUCACCGGUUAUGGGGAACAGCACUUUAGAUCAACAACAUAAUUUAUCACCAGUUCAGCAAAUAGAUGCAAGACAUCAAAACAAUAGCACCAACCUAACAGCCUCAGAAAAUGAUGAUAAGAAAACAAAUGUAUUCGGCAAAAAACUAAAAAAAUUAUUUGGUAGAAAAAAAUAG